Molecule: messenger RNA, 1464 nt
Organism: Purpureocillium lilacinum
Lineage: Eukaryota; Fungi; Ascomycota; Sordariomycetes; Hypocreales; Ophiocordycipitaceae
Product: nucleolar zinc-finger protein
Cellular component (GO): cytoplasm; nucleus
Molecular function (GO): zinc ion binding
Source: RefSeq, a predicted model, not a curated record
AUGUCUUCCGAUCAGCCAAAAGAGGUGGUCAACACCCAGAACCCCGAGCAGUUCUUCGAGUCCAUCGGCAGCAAGGUCGAGAACCUCGCGCCAGCGACCAACGGCGAGCCGACCGCCGAGGAUGACGAGCGCAAGCCCGUCGAGGAGAUUGAGUCUCUGUGCAUGAACUGCGGAGAGAAUGGCGUCACCCGGCUGCUCCUCACCGCGAUCCCGUACUUCCGCGAAGUCGUCAUCAUGUCUUUCUCCUGCGAACACUGCAAUACCCAAAACAACGAGAUCCAGGCCGCUGGAACUGUUCAACCGCGCGGCACGCACUACGAGCUGCGGUUGACUGACCUCGCCGACUUCAGCCGGCAGGUCGUCAAGUCCGACACCGCCGUCGUCAAGUUCAUCGAGCUGGACCUCGAGAUCCCGGCGGGCCGCGGCCAGCUUACAAAUGUCGAGGGCCUGCUGACGACUGUCAUGGACGACCUGGAGCUGGGGCAGGAGGCGCGCAAGGAGCAGAUGCCCGAGGUGUACCCCAAGGUGGCCGAGAUCAUCGCCAAGGGCCGCGCCAUGCUCGCUGGCGAGGCGUUCCCGUUCCGCGUGUACGUCGACGACCCGGCUGGCAAUUCCUUCAUCGCGCCGGACCUCAAGGACGGAGUGGGCAAGUGGGAGAAGCGCGAGUUUGUGCGUACGCCGGAGCAGAACGCCGCUCUCGGCCUCGCCGACAGCGCUGGCGCAGCCGGCCUGUCCAACCCGGGCCUCACCGCCGACGGCGAGAUCAUCCCCAACGAGGUCUACAGCUUCCCCGCGUCGUGCCCCGGCUGCAUGCACCCCUGCACCACGCACAUGAAGAUGGUGGACAUCCCCCACUUCAAGCAGGUCGUGCUCAUGUCCACCGUCUGCGACGACUGCGGCUACCGCUCCAACGACGUCAAGACGGGCGGCGAGAUCCCCGAGCUCGGCGAGAAGAUCACCCUGACGGUCGAGGACUCGACGGACUUGGCGCGCGACAUCCUCAAGAGCGAGACCUGCGGCCUCGAGUGCCCGGAGCUCAAGCUCCAGGUCAACCCCGGCACCCUUGGUGGCCGCUUCACCACCGUCGAGGGUCUCCUCACCCAGGUCCGCGACGACCUGCGCAGCCAAAUCUUCGAAGCCAACGGCGCCCCGGGCCAGCAGCCCAAUGCCGGUGGCGGCGACUCCCUCAGCGCCGACGAAAAGGCCCAGUGGGACGACUUCUUCGGCGGCCUCGACGACGCCAUCGCCGGCCGUCGGCCCUUCACCGUCAUCCUUACCGACCCCUUUGCCAGCAGUUUCGUGCAGCCCAACACGGACGACCCCAACGCCGACCCCAAGAUCAAGAAGGGGACGUACGAGCGCACUGAGGAAGAGGAGGAGGAGCUGGGCCUCAGGGACAUGAAGACGGAGGGGUACGAGGACCCUGCCAAGGCGGAGGCGGAUGCUGAAGUGCCGGCACAAUGA